AUGGACGAAGAUCAAUGGGCAUAUUACAGUGUGAUGUCCGAAGAAGUCUUUGCAACCCGAGAAGAUGUUUUGAAGUGGGCUCGAACGGUUGCCCAUGAAAAUGGUUUCGUUGCAGUAAUUAUGAGGUCUGAUACAUAUACUGGCAGCAGAGGAAGAACUUCCUUUGUGUUAAUUGGGUGUGAAAGGAGCGUGCAUGGAGGUGAAGGUUGGGCGGUGAAGCUGAUAUGUGGGAUUCACAACCAUGAAUUGGCGAAGACCUUAGUUGGACAUCCAUAUGCUGGGAGAUUGACAGAUGAUGAGAAGAAUAUCAUUGCUGAUAUGACGAAGUUGAAUCUGAAACCAAGAAACAUCCUGCUAACGUUGAAGGAGCACAACAGCAACAACAGUACCUACAAAACAAAUAGGUACAGGCUCCCAUUGCUUGACAUUGUGGGGGUGACACCAACCGGAAUGACUUUCUCUGCUGGGUUUGCUUAUCUGGAGGGUGAGCGCGUGAACAAUCUUGUAUGGGCAUUGGAACGGGUUAAAUCUGCUCAUUGGUCUUUGAAAAGGAUAUUACAGAAUAGCGUUGGAGACCUCUGUAGUGUUUGGGAUGCAAUGAAAAACAUGAUGAUGUUGCAGCACACUGAAAUUAGAGCAUCAUUUGAAACAAGUACGCAUGUCGUUGGUCAUGUUUUUAAGAAAACCUUAUACAAGAGGCUUCUGGGAAUGGUGUCAAGGAACGCUUUAAAUGAAAUUUCGGUUGAGUUUGAGCGUGUACAUCAAUUGAAAGACAAUCUGUCUUCUUGUGGGUGUGUCUUGAGAACCACGCUAGGUCUUCCUUGUGCAUGCGAGCAACAAAGGUAUGAGGGUGGCAGCAUCCCACUGGAUGCAGUCCAUAUGUACUGGAGGAGACUUAAUUUUUCAGACCAGGGGCUAUGUGAUGCCGAAGUGAGAAUCAAGGAAGAGAUUAAUAGAAUACAUAAAAGAUUCGAGGAACUUGAUGUUUGCGGGAAAGUUACUUUCAAGAGUAAACUCCGAGAAUUUGCGUUUCCCGAUGAGACCUCUAUGUGUCCUCCUCCAACAAAGGUUAAGACGAAAGGUGCCCCAAAAAAGCAUCACUUGGCAAGGAUCAACAAAGCAUCAUCUUUUGCACCACCGAAGCCAGCAAGGAUGAUCCCCAUGUUGGAUCAAUUUCCGCCAUUUAUGCAUGGUUUCAUUGAGGAUGUUGUUGAUGUGAAAGCAGAUGGUAAUUGUGGAUAUCGGUCAGUUUCCACUUUGUUAGGUAUGGGAGAAGAGUGUUGGGCCAUGAUGCGUAAUGAAUUGAUUAAAGAACUUGGCAAAUGGUCGCAAGACUACAUAAAGAUCUUUGGUGGCACGGAGAGAUAUGAACAGUUGAGGUUGUCCCUACACGUGGAUGGGUUAUCCAAUGUUAGUAUGGACAAAUGGAUGGAUAUAACGGAUAUGGGAUAUGUAAUUGCGUCAAGAUAUAAUGUAAUCCUUGUAUCAUUGUCACGACAACAGAGCUUCACAUUUUUUCCUCUCAGAAGUCGACCACUGGCCGAUUCUGCUGCGCACCGCAUAAUAUGCGUCGGUUUAUCUGAAAGAUCGUUGUCCCUUACCGCCUAUGGCGUUGUUGUGGUCAAGCAAUGCGUAUCCGGAGGCAAAACAAUGGCCAACUGA
This is a messenger RNA of Glycine soja, 1662 nucleotides long. RefSeq lists its product as uncharacterized. The record is from RefSeq and is a predicted model, not a curated record. Bases 1 to 1662 code for a protein of 553 amino acids. NCBI's taxonomy places the organism in Eukaryota, Viridiplantae, Streptophyta, Magnoliopsida, Fabales, Fabaceae. The transcript has 8 exons.